UGAAGGCUAAUCAUGUUUUGGGUGUACUAUUCCUUUAAGUGUGUGGCUGCAGAAGACUGUGUUAAAGAUGACCACCUACAGGUCAGAAACUUUUAGAUAUUUCUCCGCUUUUAGCAUCUUUAACUCCUGCAGAAUUCUUCAAAGCUCCCAAGGCCAUAGCUAAAUGUUUAGUGAACUUAAAGGGAACGUCUGAUCUGGAACAGCUAGAAGAUCCAAAUGCUCUGCUCUCUUUUAAUGCCUCAUGUAACUUCAAGCUUGUGUGAUAAAUUUCAGUGUUGAACAGAUGUGACUGAAGAGUGUGAAUAACAUGCUGAAGGAAAGACUCUGGCUUCCUCCAAAACCACUCAGCCUUCAUUGUUUGAUGACUUUGCUUUGCUAUACUAAUGCUUCAUAGAUAAGAUAGAGAUCGGUCUUAUUUCAGGGUAGGUGGGUGAAGAAGCCAGAAAAUGUCAAUCUCUCUUUUGCUAACUCAUUCACUUGCUUUUCAUUUUCUCUCUGAUCUCUUUCAUUCAUGCUGGCUGAUAUACAUUUCUUUUGCUAUUAAAUAUUACACAGCUCUAUCCUCUAAGUAUCCUUUAUAUUUGAAGGCUUCUUGGUAAAUGUCCUUUUUGUGUUCAGCCUGUUGAGUAAAGAGAAAAAACAGAGCAGCUCAUGUUUGCUGAAGACACGUUGUCCACUGAGAGGACAGAACAGACGUCCAAAACCACCAAAGCAGACACACAGCAUCUGUUAAACAAGCAGUUUCUGAAAGGUUGCAGCGGAUCUCCUCUAACCCGGGGAACUCUGCCUACUGACCUUCUUCUGUCUCUUCUUUCAGAAACCACAGAGCUUGGAUCCAGGAAACGUGACCACAGCAACGGUGGCGUCGCAGCUACGCAGGAGGAGAAGGCGAAGGCCAAAGAUGUGACGCAGUGGAAGGAGAUCAACGCAGUCAUGGCCUUGACCAACUUGGCCCAGGGGAAGGACGGCGUCUCGGGAACAACCAGCUGCAUCAUCCAGAAGUCCUCUCAUAUCGCUGAGGUGAAGACGGUUAAAGUGCCAUUUGUGACGCAGUUUUAGCUGUGACGCUACUAAUCUAUGCAAAGCAGUAAACAUUCCUCUCUCAGUAAACUGAACAGAGACCAGAAAGCCUUCCUGGCAUCAAACAACCGGUGUUGAAAGAGACUGAGCUGGUGGAGAAAAAGAAACAUAUUUUGGACUUUUAUGAAAUUCCUUUUCAUAAAAACAAAACUUUAUUAAUGUUAACUUAUUUUUAUAAAUCUCUUUUUUUAGUAAAGAAAUAGUAUUUUCCAAAGUGCCUUUUUCUUUUUCAGCAGCUCUGUUCUGCGACUGUGAGCAAUGGAACAUAUGAUUACAGAGAUUAGUGCUGGAAUGUUUUGUCGGGUGAGGGCUCUUAGUACAAUUCAGGAUUUGCUCCUUGUAACAUUAUGUACCUUUGGGACGGAGUGAGCUCACUGACACUGCUAAACUCAAACAGCAUGCCUCUGAACGGAUCCUUAGUGGAAGUGCCUCAUGUUCUUAUUUUGACUGGAGUUUCCAUUCUGGCUGUAAACAGAACCCCCUUUUAUCACCGUCAGACUGUGGCUACUGGCACGCGAUCAGCGACUUCUGAAUACAGAGAUAAGCUAAAAGUUUUCUCCACCUCAUCAUCGCAUCCUGACCUUGUUCCAUCAGCCGCUGAAGGAUUCUGCUCUUAUCAAGCCGCGUAGCUCCUGAAAUGUGCACAGCUGGUCAGCUGAACCUAAAGCCACUAUCACCCACACGGCCCGGCGGAUACAUGCAGGGCCACUACUUCGGUAAAUUACUGCUUUGACUCUAAAAGGGAUGUUUUCACUUUACAUUACAAGUCUGCAAUGCAAAUGAUGUUAGCCUUUAACAUGUCUGCACAGAAUAAUAUUGUCUGGUAUAAAGAAACAAACUGAAAGAAAAGCCAACCUUUGCUCCCUCUCUGCCUUUUGAUCCACAGCCUCCCCAGAUGUUCGGCAUUACUUUCAAAUUGCUGUUUACAAGAAGCCUGGGGAUAGGCUUAAAAAUCUAACGUUCUCCUCCAAUGCCUCUUUUUUCCACCCCUGCACUUCAUUACAGUAUUAUUUCUUUGUCAGCCAAGCAAGUGUUGAAAGCAUUUGUUAUGACUGCCUCUAUGUGUCUUAUUUUGUUCUUGAACAAACCGUCUCUGCUGAAUGUGUUGCAUUAAAAUCCUCUCUGUAAUCCAAUGGAAAAAAUCUCUUUUUGAGCAAAAAAAGUAAUUUUUUUUCCUUUUGUAGCAUAUGUUUAACUGUAUGUGGUGAGCUCUGCAAAGCUCAUAGUCAGGAGGGAGAAGUCAUAACCUCUGGAGAAACUGCAGUUGCACCUCUGAGCUGAAUUUAAUUUAAGGUGCUAAUUAUGUGCCUGGAAAUGGAUGUUAAUUGUAUAGUUUUUAUUUACAAAACUCUGACUGUUGUCAUGGUCAAGGACUUUGGUGAAACAGCAAAUCUCCACGUUUACUUGUUGUAUGUCUGUUCAGUGUUUAACAUGAAGUUCAUGGUUUAAAGGGGCGUUUAAACAAAACAGAGAAAAGUAACAGAAAUGAACUUUGGUCAUUUCUGUUAGUAGUUUGGAAUAAGUCACACUUGCCAAACCUCAGGCUGUGUUUGUUUAUGCACUCGGGACGUUGGCCUCCUCCUCCCCGCAUGUGUUUUUCAUCCGCCUGAUCCAGGGCCGGGUAGCUGCGGAGAAGAAUUGGAUCCACACCUUGUGUUUUAGUUUGCAGCUCAGCACCUCUGGACCGCUCAACACCUCACAUACUAGCUGCAUGCUGGGAGGAGGCAAAGGGUAAGGAAAGGUCAGAGACGGCAAGUCUCUGCCCCCCCCCCACAGGAACAUCAUAUGAACAAAUGGGUUCUACAGCCUUGAGUUUGCUACUGUGACAUUUUCCAGCACAAACUGCUUUUAAGCAUGCAGAGAAACAUAUUGUUAUGAUGUAUAAAUUAUUACCUUGACCGAGCAAUGAAAGUCAAUCAUAACUUGUCUUUUAUUGUUAAUUUAUAUAAAUGUAUUUUUUAUUUCUAUUUUGAUAAUGACUGGAUUUCCAAUCCAAUGACCAGAUGUACUGUUUAUCUCCUCGUAUUGUCUCAUUUGCUACGAUGUAAAAAUGUAUUUGAUCAAAUUUUUUACCUGGCGAU
Molecule: messenger RNA, 3161 nt
Organism: Cyprinodon variegatus (sheepshead minnow)
Lineage: Eukaryota; Metazoa; Chordata; Actinopteri; Cyprinodontiformes; Cyprinodontidae
Product: homeobox protein Mohawk-like
Exons: 2
Coding region: 652-1059 (135 amino acids)
Source: RefSeq, a predicted model, not a curated record